This is a messenger RNA of Nicrophorus vespilloides, 2473 nucleotides long. RefSeq lists its product as uncharacterized. The transcript has 6 exons. The coding region runs from base 538 to 2433 and encodes 631 amino acids. NCBI's taxonomy places the organism in Eukaryota, Metazoa, Arthropoda, Insecta, Coleoptera, Silphidae. The record is from RefSeq and is a predicted model, not a curated record.
AUUCGCAAAAAACAAAACGAAACGAUUUUUGGAUGGUCAUUCGGUACUGUUGAUAUGCUGAAUAUUAAAAUUGAGAGUGCGAUUAGCGUAAAAUGUAUGGUGAUAUUCACAAACUGUUCCGAGCCGAAGGCUGGUUCCAUCAUAGGAGCGGAGUGUUUACACGAAUUUAUCGAUUUCCAGCCGAAAACUGAUAUGGUUUUAUGUCAGAGCGAUAUAGAAGAUAGUGUUCGGAGUUUGUAUAGGAAUGGAGAUGCUAAUUACUUAUACUUCGUAAACAUGAAAAAAAUCAUAAAUGAUUUGAGAGAAAGCUUCAAGUUUGAAGAAAUCAAAGUUAUGAAGUUGAUUCGUGAAUGCGUUGAAUUUAGAGAGGAUUUGGAGAUGUGCAAUUAUUUGGAUGGGGUUUUGUUGCUGAUGAUGGGAGAGUCGGAUAAAUGCAAGGGGUUCGAUAUUUUGAACCGUAGCGACAAUCUUGUUAUUUAAAAGGGUGCGUUUGAUCGAUUCAACCAUGGCAACUAUUUAAUCAAUCAAUUGGCAGACAUGGCAAAGAAAGGGCAGGUCGUUCAAAUCCAAACAGAAUUGAAUAACGACGAGGAAUGGGAAAAGUUUUUGGAUAGAGAAGGCUUAUUGGUGAUUGACAUAUUUUCGGAAUGGUGCGGAUCGUGCAAUGCGAUGCACGCGAACUUGAAGAAAAUCAAAAUGGAAAUUGGAGGAGAUUUCAUGCAUAUUGGAAUUGCGAAAUCGGAUGGUAUAACAGCUCUAAAAAGAUUCGUUGAUAAAAGCGAACCUACUUGGAUGUUCAUUGCAAAACGACAAAUGGUUCAAUUGGUUUUUGGAUCAAACGCUCCUUUAAUUCAAAAGACAAUUUUGACUGAGCUGAAGAAAGAAAAGGAAUGUAUGAGUGGAGAAAGGGAACGAGUGGAGAGAAGUCCAGAAGAGUAUUCGGAUGAGGAAAGAGAGCGUUACUUCGAUAGAGAUGAAAAAAUUCGGAAGCGCGAAGAAAAAAUUAAGGAGAAAGCAUUCAAAACAUUAACAGAACAUAGAAUGGCUCAAUCCAAGAAUAUUUUGGACACCAUGGCUCACGUCGGUUUGAUUUUAAUUUGGCCGCAUGCGACGAGGAGUGCUCUAGAAAUCUUGGAUCCUUACUUAAAAGAGAGCAACAUUGCAAUCAGCAAAAAGGAACGACCUACAUUAACCGAAGAGGCUAUGGAAGACAUCGAGUUCUUUGCAAAACAUAAGAUACCAGAGUAUUCACGGAAACAGCUGUUCACUGAUAAAUGUUUGACACUCAUGAUGACCCAAAAUGAUGGUGGAGCCUCUGGUCCGGUAGAUGAUGCUGUCCUGCAAUUUGUCUACGGAGAUUCCAAAACACCACCUGGUGAUGUUGAAACUCCAGCUUCAAUUCUAACAAAGAAGCCGGAAAUCAAGAAUUUAGAAUCUGAUGAAACUUUGGAAGAAGUCGAUAGCGAGGAAAAGGAAAUGACGGAAGAAGAAAAGGCACAGUACGCUGUUUUAUCUGUGUUGGGUAUAGAAAACAUUCAGCAAUCCAUGCAUCAAUUCGGAUUGAUACCUGAUGAUGAUGAGGAGGAGGAGGAAGAGCAACAGGAGGACAUCUGGGGUUGCUGGGCUCCAGGCAACGAAUUGGUCAAAGCUACAGCCAUGAAAUAUUUCUUCCCCUUGAUCACCGCGCCAUUAAUAUUACCAGAACCGGAACCAAUCCCUCCUCACAUCGUCGUAGCUUUCGAUGCAUGCAAAAAAGAAGAAGUUCUAAGCUUAGCCAAUGAACAUCCCAUCGACGUGAUGGCAUUUGGAUUUUUCACAGAUGAGAAUUGCGACGAUGCCAAGUUGAUUGCUAAAUCUAAAUCUAGAUUUGAGAAGGUUGCACCUAAAAUCACUUAUGGCGAGAAAUUGAUACUGAAAGUGUCGAAAAAACAUAGCGACACUAUGUUAGCUUUUGCACAACUUGGACCAACGUACUUAAGUCCUAAUGUUGAAGAGGGAGAACGUGAAUGUGCAGUCUUCUUUCCCGAAGAUUACGUACAGGACGAUGAAGUCGUUGAGGAGGAACUGCCGCCGGAACCUAAGAAGAAAAAGAAGAAGUCAAGGACAUCUGAGACCUCCGAUAGACAUGAAGUCGAAGAAUCAUCUUCUCAACCUAUCAUGGUAGGUGUGGAAGAAUCACAUGGUCAAGAGACCACUGAAUUGCCGGAAGGUGAAGUUCCAACAACAGUGGAAGGAGCUGAAGGUGAAGUGCCACCUGCAGUGGAAGGUGCUGAAGGCGAAUCACCAAGGGAACAUGAAAUUCCCGCCGAGGAAUCGCCCAUCAGUGAAUUGCCUGGUGUAGAAGAAAGCGAGGAUAAAGCUACAUCUCCUUUACCUGAGCAGCCUGCAGAGAGUGAAGCCCAACCACCAACCGAGGCACCUGCACAAUCUUAAACUUGUUAAAUUUUCUUUAGUUUAAUUAAAUUAAUUCAAU